Phalaenopsis equestris is the source of this 744-nucleotide messenger RNA. RefSeq names its product PLASMODESMATA CALLOSE-BINDING PROTEIN 5-like. The record is from RefSeq and is a predicted model, not a curated record. Lineage: Eukaryota; Viridiplantae; Streptophyta; Magnoliopsida; Asparagales; Orchidaceae.
UCUUUCCUUCCCAAACACCAAAUCCCCAUUUUCAAGCACAAAAGCAGCCAUGACCAAGCUUCGUCUCCAUCUCCGGCAACAAUCCGUCCUCCUCCUCCUCCUCUCUCUCGCUUUCGCAGCGGCCGUCGAUCGCCGGAUCUCGAACCACGACGGCGUGGCUGCCGUUGGAGAUCUGUGGUGCGUGGCGAAGAACAACGCGGAGGACGCCGCGCUGCAAUCGGCGCUGGAUUGGGCCUGCGGGCCGGGUUUGUCGGAUUGCCGGCCGAUUCAGGACGGUGGAAUCUGCUUCGAACCGGACGAUUUGCAGUCCCAUGCUUCAUAUGCCUUCAAUGAUUAUUUUCGCCGGCAUGGAUCUUCGCCGUCUGCUUGUGAUUUCUCCGGUGUCGCUGCUAUCACCGGACUGAACCCUAGUCUUGGAGACUGCAAAUUCCCUGCCAGCUCAUAUGCAAGCAAUGGAAGUUUUAGCGGGUCAUCGGCUGGAUUCGGUCCAAUGAGCGCCGACAUAAGUUCCGGCGUCAGUCGGUGCCGCACACUCUUUGUGUUUGUUCUCGCCACUUUCUUCAUCGCACUUUGUGUCUUCCGAUGACAUAACCCGAGUUUUAUUAGGCAUUUUGUAUUUGGGCUGAGACAUUCAUUUUUGGGAGAGGAUUAAUGUAUAUUUUGAUGGGGAUGAUUUUGAGAGGGGAUGCAAAUCAAAUAUUGUAAGUGAAACUUUUGUUCAAUCUUGAAGCCUUCACUUUAUAC